Messenger RNA from Dovyalis caffra, 237 nucleotides. The record is from the annotation of a GenBank genome assembly. Lineage: Eukaryota; Viridiplantae; Streptophyta; Magnoliopsida; Malpighiales; Salicaceae.
AUGAAGCUUUCAUCAAAAAGCCAAUUUCCUGUCUCCAUUUAUAAAGCAAAGAAACUUCGCAGCCUCUUGAUGAUCAACGCUAAAAAUCCUUCCCUUGGAGCCACACUACCUGACUUAUUCAAGCAGUUGACAUGCCUCAGGUCAUUGAGUUUGUCAGGUUCUUCAAUCCAAGAAAAAGAAGCACCUGCAACAUUUGGGACUGUGGUUCAAUGGAGAGAAAACAGAGUUGCGAGCUAA